UUUGCCAGCUGGAUUAAAGGGAGAAGUAUGUCGUCCUGCAGCCGGUUGAACGUAAAACAAAUCUUGUAGUGUAUUGUCGCGCAUUACGCUUAGUAAAACAACCUACCUGGAAUGCACAUGAUCAGGGAUGUAUAUAUACAUAAGAUCAUACACGUCUGAAGACAGGACAUAAGCAAAUAACAAGAGAUGGAUACAGAGAGCGGAGCAGUGUUUUUUGGACAAAAAGAGGAGGAGGGGGCUAUAGAGGGCGGUUUGGGAGUGGAAGGGCCAUUCUCUUGCCCCAAUACCCUCUAUACUGAAACGGAGAAAACUUUGGAAGAAUGGGCACUGGAUCCCCAUUGUGGUCUGAAUGACAGCGAACCUGAAGAUGUCCUCCAUGCGAUCAACCCCAAUGAUGUAUACCCCUCAGGACCCCCUGGGGAGUCCCUAUCAGAGAGUGACAGCGGUAUAUCAGAGGACCCAUGUUCUGAAACCCCGCCAGGGCCCUCAGAAUCUGCCCAGGGCCCCCCCACCAUCUAUCAGGUGGUUUAUGACAUCAGCAGUCUGAGUGCCAUCAAGACAGAACCAGAGCAACACAGUGUGGACGUCAUAUCUAUAGAGCUGGACGAGUGGAGCUCCCAGAUGUUAAUCUCUGAAUCAUGCAUCGUUAAUGAACUGCCCAUUGUUCCCACUGGAAAACCUGACGGUGUUCUUGCUGCCACUUCUAUCGCCAAAGAUGACCACAGUCUGGAGAAUCUACCGUAUUACCCCGAACUCCAUCUGACUGAGGAGGAGCAGAAGUUGCUGAACCAGGAAGGGAUCUCUUUACCCAAUAACCUGCCCCUUACAAAGGCAGAGGAGAGGAUACUGAAGAAAGUGCGUCGCAAGAUCCGCAACAAGCAGUCGGCCCAGGACAGUCGGCGCAGGAAGAAGGAGUACAUUGAUGGACUGGAGGGCAGGGUGGCAGCAUGCUCCGCACAGAACCAGGAGCUGCAGAAAACUGUGGAGCAGUUGGAGAAACACAACAUGUCUCUCCUGGCCCAGCUGCGCAGACUGCAGUCUCUAAUCAAGCAGACAGCCACCAAGGCUGCACAGACCAGCACCUGCAUCAUGAUUUUCCUCUUCUCCCUGGCUCUCAUCAUUUUCCCCAGUUAUAGCCCCUUCACCUGGGAUGCUACCUCAGCGGAGGAGGGCUAUACACCCAAAGGAGUUAUCUCCAGAAACAUCCUUACUGACCCGGCAUCAUCUUUGCAAAUAUCAGAGGAUAUAGACAACCCUGUCAUCAAUCCUGACAGUCCGCCUUAUUCUCCUGACUCUGGCCAGUCAGAUUCCCUGGAUCUGACCUCAGUGCUACUACAGCAGCCAAUAGAAAACCCAGAGAUAGCUCUCAGUGAGGGCAUGACCCAUGAGGAGAGCAAGCCCGGAAAUGUCUCAAACCUGGACGAGGGUAGGAUUGACCCAUUAGUUCGGGGUAUGACGUCGGCCAAAGGACAAGGGAGCACUAACGUGGAUCCUACAAAACCAGCACACGCAGAUGAGAUGUAAGCCUGCUUUUGCACAGUGGGCCGAAAUCUUUCUUAAGUUCUGGAACCCCUUCUGAAUUGAAGCGAAGGCCAAGCUCAAUAUGCUGUCAUGAAACAACAUUGGGUGUUUCUCUCUGACGCUGUGGAUGCCUCAGUUACUUAACUGUUGCAUUUAUCUGUUCUCUGUCAUGGUCUUCAUUAUUGUGGUGGAGGAUAUUUUAUGGUGAGCAGGAUGGCUCAUGUGGAAUGUAUGCACAUGUAGUCCAGCACCCACUACUUUACCUGGCUGAGAAUGAAACCAAACAUAUCUCAAAGAACCAAACAGUGGAGGAAUAUCUUUUCACAGAUAGCACAUUAUCUUGCUCCUUUCAUGACUACAGAGAUUCCGACAUGUGCUCGCAUGAUGGUACACAUACAAUUGUAUGUACUUACAGAGCUGUUUUAAUACUCUUUGUGCUGUAUAUGGAUUGAAACAUGGUUGGCAUUUCUGUGCAUAAGCAGAUUCUUCAAUAACACAUUCUUGCACUGUAACUGCCUUUAUAUUUUGUUUCUGCUUCAGAGAUGGCCUUUUGUCAAAUCAACUUGAUGAUUAUCACCUGUGUCCGACCAUGGUUUCUUAUCUUACUGACAACUUGGCAAAGGAAACAUGUAUUUUUACUAACAAAAUCCUUCACUUAAGCUGUCUGUUUUUUCAUAUUCUAUUUUACGUAUUUAUAAACAAAGGGAAGAAUCUAAAAGAGUUUUUUAUUUUGAUGUUUUUAUUUUAAGAGGGAUAGCUUCCUAGCAA
This is a messenger RNA of Megalops cyprinoides (Indo-Pacific tarpon), 2289 nucleotides long. It is a transcript of the gene creb3l4, whose product is annotated as cAMP responsive element binding protein 3-like 4. The coding region runs from base 187 to 1524 and encodes 445 amino acids. Gene Ontology annotation, biological process: regulation of transcription by RNA polymerase II. The transcript has 10 exons. Gene Ontology annotation, cellular component: nucleus. Gene Ontology annotation, molecular function: RNA polymerase II cis-regulatory region sequence-specific DNA binding; DNA-binding transcription factor activity, RNA polymerase II-specific. The record is from RefSeq and is a predicted model, not a curated record. NCBI's taxonomy places the organism in Eukaryota, Metazoa, Chordata, Actinopteri, Elopiformes, Megalopidae.